CUAAGACUUAGUAAGAGGUAGUAAAAGGUAUAACCUAAUAAUAGGCUGGCAUUUUGACCUCAUCCCUUUUGCCUUCUUCCCCACACACCACUGGAAUGUGCCCCCCAAGAGCUUCUCCAAAAUGGCUCUUGGCCCUCAUGCUGCUCCAUGAGGUCAUGAUCUCUUCUCGCUCCAUGCAGGUGAUCUGUGGCCAAGAUGAGACAACAGAAGAGGAGGAGGAAGAAAAUGGAAAAUCACCCAAAGAACAACAAAGAUCCAGGGUACAAAAGAAAAAAGGGCAGCUCUCCUUGAAGUCCUCUACAGUCCCUUCUCAAUUUCAGAACACAACUCUGCUGGAGUUGGCCUCCUCUGAUACCCAAGAGUUUUGGAACGUCUUAGAGAGCUUGUCCAAGCAGGACCAAGGCAUGAAAUCGCGUGGCCGGAGGGGCUUCAGUGGCCCCAGUCAGAUUAAGAAAAUCUUUGGCUGGGGCGAUUUCUACUCCAACAUCAAGACAGUCAAGCUAAACCUCCUGAUCACCGGCAAAGUGGUGGACCAUGGAAAUGGUACAGUGAAUGUCUUUUUCCGUCACAACUCCACCGGGCAGGGGAACAUCUCUGUCAGCCUGGUUCCCCCAAACAAAGCAGUGGAGUUUGAUCUUGAACAGCAAAUCUUCAUUGAGGCCAAAGAAUCCAAGAUCUUCAACUGCCGGGUGGAGUUCGAGAAAGUGGACAGAGCCAAGAAGACCACCCUGUGCACUUACGACCCUUCCAAAACCUGCUUCCUGAACCACACGCAAAGCCAAGUCUCCUGGGUUUGCUCCAAGCCCUUCAAGGUUAUCUGCAUCUACAUCACCUUCUACAGCAUAGACUACAGGCUUGUGCAGAAAGUGUGUCCUGACUACAACUACCACAACAACGUUCCCUAUUACCCCUCUGGGUGAUGGUGCUUCUCAGAAGCAUCCCAUGACUCAAGCACAACUUGAUUUGGGGUUGGGGAAGAAAGAAAACAAGGACCACACAGAGGUCACAGGGAAGAAGAUUGCCUGCCUCUCUCCAGUGCCAGGCAAACCAACC
Messenger RNA from Varanus komodoensis (Komodo dragon), 1053 nucleotides. RefSeq names its product neurexophilin 3 (gene NXPH3). The record is from RefSeq and is a predicted model, not a curated record. The transcript has a single exon. NCBI's taxonomy places the organism in Eukaryota, Metazoa, Chordata, Lepidosauria, Squamata, Varanidae. The coding region runs from base 96 to 920 and encodes 274 amino acids. Gene Ontology annotation, molecular function: signaling receptor binding.